UUUCAUGGCUGGAAGUGAAUUUACAAGUGCAGCAAAACGGUGCAGAAUGCGAAGAAUGGCGAAGAACAUGGACGAUAGCGACUUUCUCGCUUUAUAACGCGUAAUUUUGUGCUCGACAAUAUGAGCCGUGACGAAACAAGUGCUGUGUACCUGCAGUGGAAGCAGGACAAUUUCAAAUUCUCGGAGACGAGUACGCUCAGAUUAGAAUAAGUACAGACUAUAAUCAAAAAAAAAAAUGGAUGGUACAAGGGCCGCCGAGGUUCUUCCUCUUCUUCAAGAACGCCUUGCUAUACUUCCUGGAAGUCGAGAUCGUCGAGGAGGUCCUGUUUUGGUGUUUCCAACAACACCAAGACGUGAACGUGCAAAACCUGAGGACUAUCGACGUCUUUUACAGUAUCUUCUAACCAUUCCAAACGAUGAAACAAGAGGAUUACGUUUUACAGUCGUAGUGGAUAUGCGAGGUGCUACUUGGGAUUCUGUGAAACCAAUUCUCAAGGUAUUACACGAACACUUUCAUCGAUCGGUCCACGUUGCAUUUAUCAUCAAGCCAGAAAAUUUCUGGCAGAAGCAGAGGACUUCGCUGGCCAAACAGAAGAAGUACAACUUUGAGAUUAAUACAAUUAGUUUAGAGGCAUUAGCCAAAGUAAUAGAUCCCUCUCAACUCACUGCGGAUUUAGAUGGUUCCUUACAAUAUGAUCACGCUCAGUGGAUAGACACUAGACUUGCCGUAGAAGAUUUUACAUGGCAGGCUGCUGAUCUUUUAGAUAGAUUAGAUGAUUUACAAGAAGAUCUCAGCCGUAAUGAUUUUGCCGAUGAUGUCGGUGGUGCAAAGCAUGGUAUCGAUCUACACAACGAGAUGAAGAAAAAAAUAAUGAAAGUUCCAGUUGAAGAGGUGGAAGUCGUUGGACAAAGAUUAUUACAACGAUUUAAUAAUGGUGUAACGGGAAACGGUGGCGAAGGCGGAAGCAUAGAAUCAGGAGCCACAGGUGGUUCUGAUUCGGAUGGUCGAGCCUUAGCAUCAAUGGUGAUUCAACAUCUAAAUUCGGUGCACGCGGCGCAGCAACACCUCUUGAAAUUGUGGCACAUUAAAAAAAUAAAAUUGGAUCAGUGCUUUCAACUUCGUUUAUUUGAACAGGACUGUGAAAAAAUGUUUGAUUGGAUUUGCCACAAUAGAGAGAGUUUUCUUGGCAAUUACGUUGAAAUUGGUAGAUCUUAUCAGCUUGCUAAAAAUCUCCAAGAAGAACAUAAACAUUUUACCAUGAGUUCAAUGAAUGUCUAUGUCAAUAUCAAUAAAAUCUUGACAAUGGCCGGUAGACUUUUAGAGACUCAGCAUUAUGCUGCUGGUCACGUACGUGCCGUCGCUGGUAGAUUGGAUCGUGCAUGGAAAGAAUUUGCCGCUGGACUCGAUGAAAGAACUGCCGUUCUUGGAUUGAGUGUUGUUUUUCAUCACAAGGCAGAACAGUACGUUGACAGUGUCACCGGUUGGAGUAAAGCAUGUGACACUCCAAAUUUGCCAAAUGAAAUACCAGUUCUUGAAUCUCAUAUUCGACAGCAUCAGACUCUCUAUGAGGCAAUGUGUCAAGCUUACACUGAGGUCUACAAUGCCUACCAAGCACUUUUGAGUGGACUGGGUUCAAUGCUACAAGUAUGUCAUAGCGCAAGCACAGUCGGUCUUGCAGGCUCCGAUGUCUUUCACGAUGAUUAUGUUCAUAGCACCAGUAAGAAGCUUCUUUACCAACUGGAUCAUCUUGUUCAAGUCUGUAAUCAACCUCAGGGGAUUGACCAUGCUACAAGAAAACAUAAUCAGGAUGGUCAUGGAAUGGAUGGCCGAGGUGGAAUGAGUGGAAAUCCCGCUGCCGAUUACAGUGAGGGAGCAUCUCACGUUCUUGCCGUGAUUCAUCAAAUCUUGGGUCAUCACCGAGCACUUGAGGCUCGUUGGCAUGCUCGCAAAAUAAAACUUCAUCAACGUCUUGCUUUAAGGCAAGAUUCUACUAAACUUUUUCAAGAAGACGUUAAACAAGUUUUGGACUGGUUAACAAAUCAUGGUGAAGUUUUCAUUAGAAAAAAUACAGGUGUUGGACGAAAUCUUCAAAAAGCAAGAGUUUAUCAAAAGAGCCAUGAACACUUUGAAAAUGUUGCUCAGAAUACUUAUACGAAUGCGACGAAAUUGUUAACUGCCGCUGAGGAACUUGCACAUACUGGAGAAUGUGCUCCGGAUGAAAUUUAUGCAGUUGCUCAAGAACUUGAAGAUCACGUCAGUAGUUUUGCAGCAAGAGUUGAACAACGACGAAGAAGAUUAGAUUUAGCUGUUGUAUUUUAUACGCAUGAGAAAGAGCUCGCUGGUUGGGUUGACGAAUUGCGACAAGAAUUACAACAGGAUGAAGUUGCUGAAAGUUUGGAUACUGCUGAGAGAUUAUUGGAUCAGUGUGCGCAGCAUAGAGCCUCGUGUCUUGAAGCUUGUACUUCAACAAUAGCUCAGGGUGAAGCACUCCUUCAGGAGUUACGCGAUUCAAAUGAAGCACCUGAUACAACAGGCUCUGUAACUGCUGUGGAGACUGCAUUGGAUAGACUUUCAGGAUUACGUCAAGAAUUGGAGGAAUUGUGGGCAACGAAAAAAUUGAGAUUAGAUCUUUGUCUUCGUCUUCGGGUGUUUGAGAGGGACGCAUUGGAAGCGAGUGGUCAACUCGAGAUGUGGACUCAGGAACUUCAUGGACCACCAAGGGAGGGUUCACCGGAGCAAUUGUUGCGUGUUCAUAAUGAUGGAGUGGCACAUAUGCAAAAUACAGCGUUUCAAGUGUUACAACAGGGACAGGAACUAGCUCAGGUGUUGGAUCAAGCGGGUGUUUGCAUCAUGGCCGAUGGACAGCAUACAGCUGCGGCGAGGGUUCAAGUUCUUCUCGAAUUUCUCAAUGAACGUGAAAUGGAUGCCGAGGAUCUUGCUGAAAUGCGGCGUGUUCGAUUGGAACAAACUGCUCAAUUGGUGCAAUUACAAGCGGACGCUUUGCAUGUUGCCAAUUGGAUUCGAAAUGGCGAGGCAAUGCUUCUUGCUUCUUUGAGAGUACCGGAAAAUCUUCAAGAUGCAGAACAACUCAGACUCGAGCACGAACAAUUUCAAGUGGCUAUUGAGAAAACUCACACCUCUGCUGUUCAGGUGAAGCACAGGGCGGAUGCCUUACUCAGCGCAAAUCAUUACGAUCCAAAAAGUAUUCGAGAAGUUGCCGAAGACGUGACUAAAAGAUGGCAACAGCUCGUUACUUGCGCAGAGGAAAGACAUAAACUUGUCGCAGCGAGUAUAAGUUUUUAUAAAACAACAGAACAGGUGCGAUCUGUAUUAGAUAGUUUGGAAAGGGAAUAUAGAAGAGACGAGGAUUGGUGUUCUGGCGGUGAGAAAAGUGUUCAAGUAACCACAUUUGUUACAAAACAUCAAGAGCAAAAAGAAGGAUUCUUGAAAGCUUGCACUUUACUUCGUCGCAAUGCUGAAACUUUUCUUAAGUACACAAAUCGAAGUCUUCAACUAUAUAGUUAUCAAGCGACUGGUUCUGAGAGCAAAGUUAAAAGUAUUCUGGAAGAAUUGCUGAGUAAAGAGAAUAAAGUUCUUGAAUAUUGGACGCAAAGGAAAAAGCGCUUGGACCAAUGCCAUCAGUACGUGCUUUUGGAGCAAAGCGUGAAGCAAACUCUUGAAUGGAUCAGGGAUAAGGGAGAAGUCUAUCUUGCAUCGCACUCCAAUGUUGGCAAAAAUCGUGUCGAGAAUGAACAGCUACUUCACGAGCACAACAAAUUCAAAGGGGAAGUUAAGGAAAAGAGGGAAAGAGUGAAGCUAUUGAUUCAAUUCGUGGAUAAUUUUGUUGAGGAAGGUCAUAUUCACACUGCCGCUAUCAAGCAAUCUGUCGCGGAAGUUGAUCAAAUAUUUAGGGAUUUUAGCAUGCGAAUGGAUUGUUAUAAAACUCAGAUUGAAGACGAUUUGGGAAUUCAAUCUGAUGAGAGUCAUAAAGAUUUGUCUAUUGACAGAAAUUCUGAUCCAUUGUUAGAGGAAAAAAUCAAAGGAAAAGAUUUAAAGGAACUGAAUGAGGAAAAAAGGAGAUCAGCUCGACGAAAAGAAUUUAUAAUGGCCGAACUCUUACAAACGGAGCGUACUUAUGUGAAAGAUUUAGAGACUUGUAUACGAUGCUUUUUGGAGGAAACUAGAAAUGGAAAAGGAAAUGUUCCGCAUGGCCUGCAAGGACGGGAGUCUAUUAUUUUCAGUAAUAUGGAAGAGAUUCACCGUUUUCACUGUGAUAUAUUUUUGAGAGAACUUGAAAAAUAUGAAACUAUGCCCGAGGACGUUGGGCACUGUUUCGUUACUUGGGCUGCAAAGUUUGACAUGUACGUGAUGUACUGCAAAAAUAAACCCGAAAGCAAUCAAUUAUUGGUUGCACAUGGCGGCAAUUGGUUUGAAGAUUUGCAACGAAAAUACAAAGUAGAACAUCCAAUUGCUGCGUACUUAAUCAAACCAGUGCAGAGGAUUACAAAAUAUCAAUUACUUUUAAAAGACCUUCAGGCCUGUUGCCAAGAAGGUCAAGGAGAAAUCAAAGAUGGCCUCGAAGUGAUGCUGAAUGUGCCUAAAAAAGCAAACGAUGCCUUACAUUUAAGCCUACUAGAGGGAUGCGACGUCAGAUUAGAUACUCUCGGAGACGUAGUCCUUCAAGACGCAUUCACAGUUUGGGAUCCUAAGCAACUAAUCAGAAAGGGCAGAGAUCGACACAUUUUUCUCUUUGAGCUUUAUCUUCUAUUUAGCAAAGAAGUGAAAGAUUCUGCCGGCAAGGUGAAAUAUAUUUAUAAAAGUAGACUAAUGACAUCGGAGUUGGGUGUCACUGAACACAUAGAAGGCGAUGAGUGUAAAUUCGCCGUCUGGACAGGACGAGCACCGACGAGCGAUACUCGCGUGGUCCUGAGGGCCAAUUCACUGGAGGCAAAACAACUGUGGGUCAAGAGACUUCGCGAGGUUAUUCAGGAGACGUACUUCAGUCUCAGCAUGCCGAAGAGCCCCGCUAAAAAGAGUUCCAGUCAACGAUCCAGCAGAGAUCUAGAGGAAUGUGCAUCGCUUGACGACAGUGUUGAGAAUCUCGAUAGAAAUUCCUUGGCAUCUUUUGGAUCAACGAACACCACCGAUUCCGACAAGACUGGAGUAGCAGAAAUGACAUGGGUUGUCGCAGAUCAUUCGGCGACACCUGGUACCCGGGAGUUGACUGUCACAAAAGGUCAACAAGUCGAGGUCCUCGAAAACGGAAGCGGAAGUACAGGCAGCAUUGGAGCUGAAUGGACCCUCGUGAGAUUGGCUUCAACACCAGGUCAAGUUGAACCUCCUGCUGAAGGUCUUGUACCAACUAGCGCCCUUAAACAACCGCCCACAGCGUCUUGUAAAACAUCGCCGUCCAGGAAACCACCGCCCGCGCAGACCAGCGUUCAAAUCGCUCAACAAACCUCCGUUACUGCUGAAGAUGCCGAAAUCAUUGGAAGUGACGGAAGUGGACCAGCCAACACAAGCUCACCAGGAAACAAGAGACGGGGUUUCAAUUCGAGAAAAUGGCUUCCGCCUCCAUUACGUAAACUCAGUCAAGGAAAAGUUGAAAAGUCGUCGUCAACGGCGGAUAGACCACCGCCUCCACCUCCGCCACCUCCUUUGCUCAAGAAAACUAGUUCGGAUAAAAGAUUCAAGCUUCCAAGUGGAGAUAAAUCGGCUGCUCGAGCAACGUCUGAGGGUGAAGAGGAAGAGGAAUUGGGCUACGAGGACGGUGAAACACCGGCAUUCCUCGAGCAAAACGGCGGUGAAGACGCUGAGGAUGAUCUUGAAUUGCCACCUCCUAUGAAACCAAUUACAGAACCAAUUCUCGUGGCAACUGGAAACGGCCCUCCAGGUUCAACUGCCCCCGACGAAUUGCCUGGAAAACGAGGCACUUCCUUAAAUACGGAGCGCACCAUAAAAUCUUUAGACGGUGCCACGCCGGCGGAUAUCGCCGAAAUUGAACAAAUCGUUAAGGAACGAAUGGAGCAACAUACAGAAAAUCGAGAAAGACAACACAGCUCGCAAAUUCGAACUCCAAUUAGAUCGUCGACAUCGACUGGAUCGCCGACAUUAUCAUCAAACGCAGCAACGUCAACCGAUGGUGGUUACAGCGGAGGAAUGGCAGGUAGUGUCUCGUUAACUGAAGGAAGUGAUGAUCCUGAAUGUACAAUUUUGGCAAAGAGACAAUUCGUCAUUAGAGAAUUGGCUGAUACAGAGAGGGAUUAUGUUAACGAUUUGCGGCAAAUCGUCGAAGGCUAUAUUGCUCUCAUGCAAGAUCCAGAAACUGACAUUCCCCUUCCCGAUGAUCUUAAAGGUGGCAAGGACAAAAUGGUCUUUGGAAAUAUUGAAGCGAUUUAUGAAUUUCAUCGAGAUUGUUUUUUGAAAGCUUUGGAACACUGUCUUGAAAGGCCAGAAGAACUUGGUCCCCUAUUCAAACGUUACGAGAGGAAGUUGCACAUGUACGUUGUGUACUGUCAAAACAAACCAAAGUCCGAGUACAUCGUUUCUGAGCACAUCGACGAAUACUUUGAAGAACUCAGACAAAAGCUUGGUCAUCGGCUUAAGCUUUGUGAUUUAUUAAUCAAACCAGUACAGAGGAUUACAAAAUAUCAACUUUUACUACGUGAGGCGCUUCGUUUAACGGAAGGAACGAGACGUUUAUCGGAAAUUGAGGGACUUAGAGCAGCGACACACGUUAUGCGAAUCAUUCCUAAAGCUGCUAACGAUAUGAUGGAUGUUGGAAGAUUACAAAAUUUUGAUGGUAAAAUAACAGCACAGGGUAAACUUUUACUCCACGGUCCAUUAAUGGUUGCUGAGCUGUCGGCGAUGCCGUCUCGCGGAAGAGAGUGGCAGGUAUUUCUUUUUGAGCAGAACAUAAUCUUUAGCGAGGCAGUUGGCAAGAAAGCUCAGUUUACUAAUCCUGGCUACUACUACAAAGCUCACAUUCAGGUAAAUAAAUUGAGUUUAGAAGAAACAGUGGAUGAUCCUGAAAAAUUUGUGAUCCGCUCGACGGAUCCAAGAAAGCCAGGUUUGGGAUUUGUGUGCAUUGUAGCGGAAGAGACUGGGCCAAGCAAACAAGAAUGGGUGGACACAAUCAAUGCCAUUUUGCAGACCCAACGUGACUUCCUUAAGGCGAUACAGUCGCCGAUUGCCUACCAAAAGGAACUUACCAAAGACCCACUCCGCAGCGCAACACCAGAACCAUUGACCCGUGCGGUCACAUCAGUACCACCGACAUUGACGGUGUCUGGAGCGGCUAACAAGGAGAGGGACAAUCAACGAAAGGCCCAAGUAAUGCAACGAUCACGAACCGGUGGUCUCGACAACUUUGAAUCACCAAGAACGCCAAGUCCAACCAAAAGCAAACUUAACUUCCUGGAGGGAUUCAGAAAUACACUACGAGCACGUUCACCAGUUCGAUCAACGUCCGUUCCGGUCGCACCAGGUGCACGAGUACGAUUAGCAGCUGAUUGGGGUGCACUUCGCGCUGGUGAAGAAUUUAUCGUGACACGACUCGAUGGUAAUGGUCUCGUUGUUUCGCCCACUGAAGGUGCAAAGGAAGAAUCAUGGAUUCCAGCUAGUCUCAUUCCAAAUUCAUCAAUGAGUCGUGCCUGGUCAUUUCGACCGAGAAAACAAAAUUCCGAUAAAAAUUCCCUCAUUGAAACAAAAGGUAAUAUUGGCAAAACACCACCAUGCAUAUCGAGUGCACCAUCGCCAAUAAAAGCAAAUGCCGGUGAAAUUGCAAGACUCGCUGUUCAAAUUUCGGGUGCUGUUGAAAAUGCAAUUGUCUCAUGGAAACGAGAGGGCGAGGAAUUAUGUUUUGAACAGGACGAUCGUCUUCGAUUGGGACAUAGCGCUGGAUUUUAUUAUUUAGAAAUUUCAAGAUGCCGGCCAUCUGACUCUGGCGUUUAUCAGUGCAAUAUUCAAUGUGAAAAUGGAUCUUGUUCCAGUUCAAUUGCUCUUCGAAUCACUGGAGGAAGUGGAACAACAUGGGCACGAGUUUUGGACUCAACGAGAAUUGAGAUUGAUUGGGAGGAUCGAGAAGUGGGAAAAUGUAGCGUUGAAUAUAGAUCUUUGCCCUCGUUUAAUUGGACGUUGGCAAUUGAGGAGGUUGAGAGUCCUCCGGUGAUGUUGGAUUUAUUACCUGGAACUUCGUAUAGUUUUCGAGUGGUGGGUAAAAAUGGAAUAACAACAUCGGCAUCGCCAAUUGUUAAUCUUACGCUUGGCGAUGGAACAGCUUGGGAGGCUGAACAAUUUGUUGCUAGAUAUUUGGAAUUAGAUGAACUUGGCAAGGGAAGAUUUGCAAUUGUACGACGAGCUCGUGAUCGUGGAACGGGACAGGAAGUUGCUCUCAAACAAACUCCAAGAAGAAAACAAUCGCGUUCGUUGACACGCGCCGAAUAUGAUUUACUCGCUUCCACUCAUCAUGGAAAUAUUGUACGAGCUUUUGCGCUUUUUGAAAAUGCCCCUCAGCCUGGAAUCGAUACAAUCGUUCUAGAAUUAGUUCGAGGACCAACGCUCUUUUCAUAUUUGAGUAAAAAGACUGAAUUCACCGAGAGUAUGGCGAGUAAAUUUGCAAAUCAGCUUCUCUCAGCGUUGCAAUGGUUACAUCGUCGCAAUAAUUCUCAUUUAGAUUUGAAACCGGAAAAUGUUCUGGUUGAUCAAGAGACUGGAAUUGUAAAGCUCAUUGAUUUAGGGGAAUCUGUUAGAGGACCAGUUGAUGAGGUUGUGCCACCAGCUGAUUUAGAAUUUGCAGCACCAGAAUCUGUUUUAGGUAGACCCACUGGACUUUAUACCGAUAUGUGGGCUGCCGGAGUAUUUAUUUACGUACUUCUUAGUGGUCUUUCACCCUUUCUCGACGAUUCAGUGGAAGAAACAACUGCAAAUAUUUUAAAAUGUGAUUUUUGUUUUCCUGACGAGUAUUUUGAGACAAUUUCCAAUGAGGCGAAGGAUUUACUUGGUAGAUUAUUAUGCUUAAGGGGUGAAGAACGAGCGAGUGCAGAAACAUCUCUAGCUUCACCAUGGUUCAAGGUUUCUAAAGGUGCUACAAUUUCCUCUUCUCGAAUGGCAGCAUUUACAGAACGACGAGCACAUUGUUCGAAAACCCAUCGAGAUCACCGUGACAGUUUUUAUUCGUAAUGUUUAUUAGUGCAGUAAUUAUGUUAAUCUAAUACAAAAAAAAAAACAAAAAGUUUAUAUAAAUACAGAUAACAAAAUGUUACUUUGUAAAUAAAUAUAGCCUAUUUAAAUUUUCUAAAAGUAAA
Leptopilina boulardi is the source of this 9306-nucleotide messenger RNA. RefSeq names its product triple functional domain protein (gene trio). Gene Ontology annotation, molecular function: protein kinase activity; protein binding; ATP binding. Gene Ontology annotation, biological process: protein phosphorylation; axon guidance. NCBI's taxonomy places the organism in Eukaryota, Metazoa, Arthropoda, Insecta, Hymenoptera, Figitidae. Gene Ontology annotation, cellular component: cytoplasm. The record is from RefSeq and is a predicted model, not a curated record. The transcript has 33 exons. Bases 236 to 9181 code for a protein of 2981 amino acids.